AUGUCUGUACCAAAAGCAGUAACCCCGAGCUACACUCGGGCUUACCAUGCGGUGCUGCAUAGGGAGUCCCUGCAGCACUUACCUUGUCCUUCGCUCCCGCGAUGUGUCCCCUGCAGCAUCCCCAGCCAUCUCCUCCGUCUGAUGCCGGCAUCCGGCUCCUGUGUUCCGGUCCCUGUGACAUCGGGACGUACGGGCGCCGCCGGCGGCGGGAAAAAUUAAAAAAUUUUAAAAAAAUGACAUUUUUUUCAAAACGAUUUUACAUAUGCUUUGUCCUGUGCCCUGCCUGUAUUUUGACUGUUCUUUCUG
This is a messenger RNA of Staurois parvus, 306 nucleotides long. The record is from the annotation of a GenBank genome assembly. Lineage: Eukaryota; Metazoa; Chordata; Amphibia; Anura; Ranidae.